Messenger RNA from Malania oleifera, 465 nucleotides. RefSeq lists its product as uncharacterized. The record is from RefSeq and is a predicted model, not a curated record. The coding region runs from base 1 to 465 and encodes 154 amino acids. The transcript has a single exon. NCBI's taxonomy places the organism in Eukaryota, Viridiplantae, Streptophyta, Magnoliopsida, Santalales, Ximeniaceae.
AUGAGUGAUGAGUCCCACUCUGUGCUUCGGGGUUUGAUGAGGCGAGUGAUAAGGGAGAUCGGAUGGAAAGUUAGGGAACGUGAGCGUUCCCUUAUUGCUGCGAGGUGUAACAUCAAGAGGUUCACCCAUAUGCACCCUCCAACGUUUUUAGGAGGACCCGAUCUGAUGAUAGUGGAGGACUGGUUCGAGAAGAUCGAAAGGAUUCUAGAGGUCCAACAUUGCACAAAUAAGCAAAGAGUCCUCUACGCUACCUUCCAGAUGUUUGGGGAAGCUAGGCUAUGGUGGAGUGUGAUGAGUCUGCUGGAGAAACAGAGAGUCGGUCCAAAAGAGAUGACAUGGAGCCGCUUUAAGAAAGUGUUCUUUAAGAGAUACUUCUCAGCCUCUACACGUGAUGCUAAGGUGAAUGAGUUCUCUGUUUUGACACAAGGAGAUAUGACAGUGCAGGGUAUGCUGCUUGGUAUAUAG